CCUCAUUUUCGUUAUUAUACGUUCCAUUUUUUUUAAUUUAAUUUUUUUUUUUUUAUUUGAAGGGGGACACAUGAUGAAUCGAGUGCAUUUCUCCUAGCUGCUGCGACCAUGAUUUUUGGUCAAUGCUCGCAUCUUUGUUCUCAUGACAGACUUGCGCUCGUUCAGUGUAAUCCAACCAAAAGGAAAGAGCGGUGAAUCGCCUUUAACUUUGUUGCAUCUUCGACGAUUCCAGCUGCAGCAGGUAGCCUACUUUCUCCACUUGAGGUGUUAAAGCAGCCAUGUGGAGCAGGGACAGCGCGUCUUUAAUUCUCAUCUUCCUGGCGCUCACAGAUCUGGGGAAAAUCAGGUCAGUGAGUGCUGAUGCUUCCGAUGCCAACAUCAACAUCACCCAGUUCACGUUGAUCCUGGACAGACUUUUGGAUGGAUAUGACAACCGUCUACGGCCUGGUCUUGGAGACAGGGUAACUGAGGUGAAGACGAACAUCUAUGUCACCAGCUUUGGACCAGUUUCAGACACCGAUAUGGAGUACACCAUAGACGUUUUCUUCCGGCAAAGCUGGAAGGACGAGAGAUUGACAUUUCACGGACCAAUGAAUAUUUUGCCUCUUAACAACCUGAUGGCCAGUAAAAUCUGGACUCCGGACACCUUCUUCCACAAUGGGAAAAAGUCUGUGGCUCAUAACAUGACCAUGCCUAACAAGCUGUUGAGGAUCAAAGAUGAUGGGACGCUGCUGUACACCAUGAGGUUAACUGUGCAUGCAGAGUGCCCAAUGCAUCUGGAGGAUUUCCCCAUGGACUUUCAUUCCUGUCCACUAAAAUUUGGCAGCUAUGCCUACACCAUUUCUGAAGUGACUUACGCUUGGACUCGAAACGCCUCUGACUCUGUGGUGGUAGAAGGAGAAAGCUCCCGUCUGAACCAGUAUGAUCUGCUCGGGCAAACGGUCGGACAGGAGACCAUUAAAUCCAGCACAGGUGAAUACACUGUGAUGACAGCUCAUUUCCAUCUGAAGAGGAAGAUUGGCUACUUUGUCAUCCAGACGUACCUCCCCUGCAUCAUGACAGUCAUUCUCUCCCAAGUGUCUUUCUGGCUCAACAGAGAAUCAGUUCCAGCCAGGACUGUAUUUGGUGUGACCACGGUUCUCACAAUGACAACACUGAGUAUAAGUGCCCGGAACUCCCUUCCCAAGGUGGCCUAUGCCACAGCCAUGGACUGGUUCAUCGCUGUCUGCUACGCCUUCGUCUUCUCCGCUUUGAUUGAGUUUGCCACCGUCAAUUACUUCACAAAGCGCGGCUGGGCUUGGGAUGGAAAGAGUGUUGUGAAUGACAAGAAAAAAGAGAGGGCAUCUGUUGUCAAGAAGAAUAAUGCCUAUGCUGUAGCGGUGGCCAACUACGCACCCAACAUCACCAAGGACUCCAGCACACUUCCAACCAUUGCCAAAGGCGGUGCUUCCGAUCCCAACAAGCCCAAAGCAGAUGGAAAAGCCCCAGACAGCAAGAAGACAUUCAACAGCGUUAGCAAAAUUGACAGAAUGUCAAGGAUUUUGUUUCCAGUUCUCUUUGGCACCUUUAACCUUGUCUACUGGGCCACCUACCUUAACAGAGAACCAGUUAUAAAGGAUAUGGUUCCCUCGAAUUAGAGGCUUUUCACGGGCUCUGGUCUGGGGACUAACAGACGACCAAAUACCUCCAGCAACUGUGUACACACACCUUUUCAGAGUUGAAGUCCUGGAUUGCAGUUUGACCCUCUGUCUCCGCCUGUUUUCUACACCGUCUGCAGCACUUUUGAAAAGCCUGGCUUUUGUAAAUGUGUAUGUAUAUUUAUAUUCAUGGUUUCAUGGUGACAUAUUGUGUGAUUUCUUCCAACUAGAGUGCAUAUUUCUUUUAACCUAUGUAUGCUUCCAGUUUUACUGUAUGUGGCCACUGUACAUACAAAUCAAAUGAUCAAAUUUACUCAGAGUGAACAUAAACAUGAACGUUUAUUACAUUUUAGUUAAGGUUACUUCUAAAUGUGUUGAAUUUUUGCUGGUAAUGCCACUUUGCUGAUAUUACAGUAUCUAUUUUUUCUGUUUUGAGUGGAAGGGACUGAUUCUAUCACAUUUCUUUCUUUCUGUCUUUGCCAACUAAGAGUGAUCGGACUCUUUUUUUUUCUGUCCAAGCCAAUGCAAAAACACACUUGUAUAAUAUUGUUAACAGUGUAGGAGUUGUUUUAUUAUCUGUGUCUAAAGGUAUGGGGCUGCAAUCAUAAGUCAACUUUUAGAGUUUUUCAGCACUAUUAGAGGACACUGUGGAGCAGAUGAAAAUACUACAUAUCUGACCUACACUGACCUAUUGUUGUUUUGUAAAGGUUUUUUUUGUCUUUUUUUGGAAUACAUAUUAGAGUAUAAGACACAUGUUUACACACUCACUCCAACACUGCCACUUUAUUUUCAACUCUGUUUUUGUCUCCACCUGCUUGUGAUGAAAAAUAUCAGGUUAAUUGGUUAUUAUUUAGUUUCUAUCAUAAUGUCUGUUGGUGUUGCAUGAGUAGCACCGUACACUUUUUUUACAUGUUUCUGCUAAAUUUAUAGUCCUGCUGAUGGAUUCUACAUUAAUAAGCAGGAAUUGCACUGAAAAGGCAAAAAUAAACCCGUGAACUGUUGAGCAGGGCAGCAGUGUCUUUUCUAACAGUGACAAAGGAAUGACAGCAAAGAAAAAGGAACAUAAAAUGAAUUGCUUCUGGAUUGGACACUGAUACUAUGAAGUCCAGUUCAAGCCAGAGGUUUGCACCAGGUUUAGCUGUAACUGUAACUGUAACUGAACUAUUACUGCAGUGAUCUGCUGCUUCAGA
Molecule: messenger RNA, 2827 nt
Organism: Sphaeramia orbicularis (orbiculate cardinalfish)
Lineage: Eukaryota; Metazoa; Chordata; Actinopteri; Kurtiformes; Apogonidae
Gene: gabra2b
Product: gamma-aminobutyric acid type A receptor subunit alpha2b
Exons: 10
Coding region: 279-1637 (452 amino acids)
Biological process (GO): monoatomic ion transmembrane transport; gamma-aminobutyric acid signaling pathway; chloride transport
Cellular component (GO): membrane
Molecular function (GO): extracellular ligand-gated monoatomic ion channel activity; GABA-A receptor activity
Source: RefSeq, a predicted model, not a curated record